Molecule: messenger RNA, 3432 nt
Organism: Labrus mixtus (cuckoo wrasse)
Lineage: Eukaryota; Metazoa; Chordata; Actinopteri; Labriformes; Labridae
Gene: eml4
Product: echinoderm microtubule-associated protein-like 4
Exons: 24
Coding region: 340-3348 (1002 amino acids)
Biological process (GO): microtubule cytoskeleton organization
Cellular component (GO): mitotic spindle
Molecular function (GO): microtubule binding
Source: RefSeq, a predicted model, not a curated record
CACACACACACACCCCUCCAGGGGAAGCGCGCGUAGCCAAAGCAGGCGGAGUCGGAAGCACGCAGCAGCGUCGGUCCGUCGUGUCUGCGGCUCCGCGGAUUCUUUCGUCUGUGUCUCGGCUGUUGGAUUCUCCGGGAGCGGCUUCUCCUUGCAGUCCGCAGACAAGCCUCCUCUCUUUGGUGUAACGGACGGACAGACACUGCGGGCAGCGCAGCGGAUAUAGAUCCGGGUUCUUAUAUUGCUCUAACUGCUGCGGUGGAAAACCCCGGACGGAGGCCCGCAGUGUGCGCUCAGCCUCCCGCAGGCCUCCAGCCCGGAAUCCCGCUUUUCUCCCGGAAAAUGGACGGAUUCACCGGCAGCCUAGAUGACAGUAUGUCUGGAGCAAGUGUUUCAGAUGUCAACGACCGUCUCUCUGCUCUGGAGCUUCGAGUUCAGCAGCAGGAAGACGAGCUGACGGUGAUGAAAGCUGCUCUCGCUGACGUCCUUCGCCGCCUCGCUGCCUCCGAAGUGUCUGCUUCCUCCUCAGCCAAGAAGCAACAGGGAGGGAAAGGUGGUGCUGCGUUGCGUGAAGCUUACUCAAUGUCCUGUAUCGCUAAUGGAGGGAACGCUGGACGAAAGAGAGACUCCACUUCUGUCACAAGGAAGGAGACCUUGUCAUCUGCCGCCAAGAGUGGAACAGACAAGAAGAAGGAAAGCAGCAGCCAGCGGUCUCAGAUGGAGGAGAUCCAGGAACGUGAGGAGACUCCUCGCCUAAAGAACUCAUCUCCCUCUCCCCCUUCCCCCCAGCCUUCCCAAACCCCUCAGUCCCCUCAGACCCCAGUGAACCCCCUGCCACAGAGAACGACCCAGUGCGCUGACACCAGUAAAGGCCACACCCCUCCCAAAAGGGGAACAAGUGUGAAGAGAUCCUCUGGUAUGGAGCGCUCCCAAAGCAGCACCUGGGACAGUUCAGAGGAAAACAGGAACAAACUUGUGAAAGCUGCAUCCACCUCCAAACUACUUUCUAAAAUGGUCAAGAACGCUGACAGACACAAAGACCCCGUGGUUAAUCAAGCUAAAAUGUCAACACGAGAGAAAAACAGCCAAGCUGAGGGAAACACCAUAAAGAUGUUCAUGCGUGGUCGACCGAUCACCAUGUUCAUCCCCGCUGAUGUGGAGAACUACGACGAUGUCCGGACAGAACUUCCCCCAGAGAGACUCAAGCUGGAGUGGGUUUAUGGUUACCGUGGCAGAGAAUGCAGAGCUAACGUCUACCUCCUUCCAACCGGAGAGAUUGUUUACUUCAUUGCCUCCGUUGUGGCUCUGUUUAACUACGAAGAACGAACUCAGAGACAUUACCUCGGACACACAGACUGUGUCAAGUGUCUAGCCAUCCAUCCUGAUAAGAUCCGGAUUGCUACAGGACAGAUUGCAGGAGUGGACAAAGAUGGACGGCCGCUGCAACCUCAUGUUCGUGUUUGGGAUAGCGUCAGUCUAUCGACUCUGCAGGUUAUUGGUUUGGGAACGUUCGAGCGUGGUGUCGGCUCUCUAGCCUUCUCCAAAGCUGACUCUGGUCAGCACCUGAGUGUUAUUGACGACUGUAAUGAUCACAUGUUGACAGUCUGGGAUUGGCAGAAAAAGUCAAAGAUUGCUGAGAUCAAGAGCACUAACGAAGUGGUUCUGGCAGUGGAGUUCCACCCCACCGACGCCAACACCAUUGUCACCUGUGGAAAGUCCCACAUCUUCUUUUGGACAUGGAGCGGGAAUUCACUGGCUCGUAAACAGGGGAUCUUUGGGAAAUACGAGAAGCCCAAGUUUAUUCAGUGUCUUGCCUUCUUGAGUACUGGAGAUAUCCUGACCGGAGACUCUGGUGGAAUCCUGCUGAUCUGGACCAGGAACUCGACUGAGCCACCCACUGGGAAAGGACCAAGAGCGUUCCAGAUCAGUCGGCAGGUCAAGGCUCAUGAGGGCAGUGUAUUCUGUUUGUGUGAGAUGAGGAGCGGCACUCUACUGACAGGUGGAGGAAAAGACCGGAAAAUCAUCCUGUGGGACCAUGAGCUGCGUGCGGACCGGGACAUCGAGGUCCCAGAUCAGUACGGAACCAUCAGAGCAGUGUCCGAGGGAAAGGGGGAGGAGUUUCUGGUCGGGACCUCUCGUAAUUUCAUCCUGAGAGGAACCUUUAACGAUGGCUUCCUGGUGGAGGUCCAGGGUCAUACUGAUGAGCUUUGGGGUUUGGCAUCCCAUCCCUCCAGAGAGAUGUUUCUCACGUGUGCCCAGGACCGAAUGGUGUGCGUCUGGAAUUCUGCGAAUCACAGUCUUCUAUGGAGCCGAACGCUGGAGGAACAUGGACAUUGUGCAGACUUUCAUCCCAGUGGAGCUGUGGUCGCCAUAGGAACACACUCGGGAAAGUGGUACGUUCUGGAUGCUGAGACCACUGAUCUGGUCGCGAUCCACACGGAUGGGAACGAGCAGCUGUCAGUGAUGCGCUUCUCUGUUGAUGGCUCUCUGUUGGCUGUGGGAUCUCAUGAUAACUUUAUUUACCUGUACACCGUCUCAGACAGAGGACGGAAGUACAGUCGAUACGGGAAGUGCACAGGACAUUCCAGCUACAUCACACACCUGGACUGGUCACCUGACAACAACUUCAUCAUGUCCAACUCAGGGGACUAUGAGAUCCUCUACUGGGACGUUCCAAACGGUUGUAAACUGAUCAGAAAUCGUUCAGAGUGUAAAGACAUCGACUGGGCAACUUAUACCUGCGUACUGGGAUACCAUGUGUUUGGUGUGUGGCCAGAGGGAUCAGAUGGCACCGACAUCAACGCUCUGAUCAGAUCUCACAACAGGAAGGUCAUCGCUCUGGCUGAUGACUUCUGUAAAGUUCACCUGUUCGCCUACCCAUGCUCAAGAUUCAAGGCUCCGAGUCAUAAAUACAGCGCCCACAGCAGUCAUGUGACAAAUGUCAGCUUCCUGUUUAACGACAGUCACCUGAUCUCCACGGGUGGGAAGGACACGAGCAUCAUGCAGUGGCGUUUGGUGGAGAAAACUUCGCUCUCUCUCACUGACGGUCAUCUCUCUAACUCUGCUGCCCACCGGGCAGAUCCUGUCUUCACUCCACCCCUGCCUGCCCCAGCUACACUCACCCAGGAACCUGUCAUUCCCCCAACAGCCAACGGCACCCAAGAACCCUCCUGUGGCACCACACCCACCACAGAGCUACCCCCACCCAUAUCAGAGCUAACCCCUCCCUGCUCUGAGUCAACUCCUCCCCCCUCAGACAGCACAGUUAGUCUGAAGGACAGCCUCGAGCCGAGCGAUGACACGGCCACACCCAGUGAUGAGGGGCUGCCCCCCCUCACUCCCCCCUCUUAGAAAGAGGGAAAAUGUGUGUUGUGUGUUGGUACAGCUAUCUUUGUGAGGACCAGGUCUUUUAUACCUUUUGAAGACAAUUUGUAU